AUGAAGCCCUCGGCCAGGGAGGCCCUUCCUCUCGGCUUUGGGAGAGCCGCUUUGGAAGCUCCCUUUCCCGCGGUUCCUCCACCCGGCGGCCGCGACUGCGGGACGCAGGGCGGGUGGGGGACAGAAAGGCCGGGGAAGGAGACUGCGGGGAGGGCGAGGGGACGCGCGCGCGGGUGCCGGCCGGGGAGCGAGUCCCCGGGCGCCGCCGCUGCUGUUGUCCCGGGUGCUGAAAAGCCGGGAACUUCCCGGGGAGCAGCGGCCACUUUCCUCUCUCGGAGCGUGGGGGCGGGGGCGGGGGUAGCGGUGGGGGAGCGCGAUCCGCGUGCGCGCAGUGGGGCGGACGAGGUGUCGCCGGCCGGGGCUGCGGCGCUGCUGGCCGGGGCGAGCUGCCUGUGCUACGGCCGCUCCCUGCAGGGCGAGUUCGUGCACGACGACGUGUGGGCGAUCGUGAACAACCCCGACGUGCGGCCCGGCGCCCCGCUGCGCUGGGGCAUCUUCACCAACGACUUCUGGGGCAAGGGCAUGGCCGAGAACACCAGCCACAAGUCCUACCGGCCGCUCCGCGUCCUCACUUUCGAGCUAAACAUAUUUUUGACAGGCACGAACCCAUUCUAUUUCCAUGCAGCAAAUAUAAUUUCAUACUGCCUCGUGGCUCUUGGGCUGAUUUAUACCUGUGACAAAGCUGUCUUCAAGAACCGUGGACUCACUUUUGUUAUAUUGCUUUUUGCUGUGCACUCUAUUCACACUGAGGAACUCAACGAAAUAAUGGAUGAAAAAAGAACUGUGCCCCGUGCUCUGGAAGCUGAGCUAGGAGUGAAGAGCUUCCAGGUUACACUUCGGCCCCAGAGCUGGAAUUCAUCUGCGGUAAUCGACAGCAUUGAGGAAAACUGCUGCUGUUCCGUGAGCCGCUUGGGCAGACGCGUGUCUGUGCCAAUGGCAGCUGAGAGACUCUCUGGGCCUACAUCGGUCACCUUGAAGACACUUACAGUGGUGUUAAGAGAAGUCCUUCAUUAUUGUAUUUUUCAGAGACUGCAGCACAAGGAAGUUUUAGUGGGCUUGUUGUUCCUGGUUUUCCCGUUCAUUCCAGCCAGCAAUCUCUUCUUCAGGGUGGGUUUUGUGGUGGCCAAGAGAGUCCUUUACAUGCCUAGCAUGGGCCACUGCAUCCUUUUUGUGCACGGACUGAGCAAGCUCUGCACUUGGCUGCGUCAAUGUGGGGCCACCACCCUGACUGCGUCCACCGUGCUGCUGCUGCUGCUUUUCUCUUGGAAAACUGUGAAACAGAACGAAAUUUGGCUGUCAAGAGAGUCCCUGUUCAGGACAGGAAUUCAAACUCUGCCCCACAAUGCCAAAGUUCACUACAACUACGCCAAUUUUCUGAAGGACCAGGCAAAUAGGGUAGCCAUCUAGCACUACAGAACAGCCCUCAAGUUGUAUCCACACUAUGCAAGUGCCCUGAACAACCUUGAAACACUGACCAGAGAUACAGCAGAGGCAAAGAUGUACUAUCAGAGGGCUCUCCAGCUACAUCCACAGCACAACUUGGCUCUUUUAAACCUCAGAAAUCUCCUUCAGUCCCAGGAGAGAAAUGAAGAAGCUAUCAUCUUACUGAAGGAUUCCAUUGUUGACUGA
Molecule: messenger RNA, 1629 nt
Organism: Ceratotherium simum simum (southern white rhinoceros)
Lineage: Eukaryota; Metazoa; Chordata; Mammalia; Perissodactyla; Rhinocerotidae
Source: RefSeq, a predicted model, not a curated record